AUGACCUUGAGUGGUUAUGGUAGUCUGGUCCUCCAGGAUACAACAUUAAACUUGCCUCGGAUAUGUGGAGCUUUGGAGAACAAGACUGGAAAACGGAAACCUGGCUUAUCUUUUGGAACUUGGAACAUUCGCACACUUUUCAAACCGGGAGCAGCACAAUGCUUAGUCAAAGAAAUCAGGAGAUAUAAUUUAGGAGUGGUAGCCUUGCAGGAGAUUAGGUGGAAUGGCAAAGGUACCUUGGAUCUUCAAGACACGACUAUAUUCUACGGGGAAUGUAAUGAUCGAAGACAAUUUGGAACGGGUUUUGCUGUACACAAAAGUAUAGUUCCUUUGGUAACAGAAUUUAAAAGUACUAACCCUAGGAUAUCAAUAUUGACGAUUAAAGGGAAAUUUUUUGAUAUCACUUUCCUGAAUGGAUACGCACCUACGGAGGAAAAAACACCAGAGGAAAAGGAUGAAUUUUAUGAGAAUCUGGAACAAACCCUAAAUGAAAUCCCCCGAAAUAGAAUAAGGAUAGUCUUAGGCGAUUUUAAUGCCAAAUUGGGAAAGGAAAACAUAUUCAGAUCAACCAUUGGUAAUCAUAGCAUGCAUGACAUAACUAGUGAAAACGGACUUAGACUUAUUGACUUUGCGAGUGGUGGAGGACUUGUUGUGAAAAGCACAAUGUUCCCACGCAAAGAUAUCUACAAGGGGACUUGGAAAGCGCCUAAUGGUAGAUACACUAAUCAAAUAGACCAUGUUAUGAUUAACACAAGGUUUAAAAACUGUAUACAGGAGGUGAAAACAGUCAGAGGAGCCGACUGUGAUUUGGACCACUACCUGGUAAAAGGAAAACUAGAUGUGAAACUAAAACAUUGGGAGUUAGGAAAGGUACAAUGGUGGACAGAUAUGAAGUAA
Messenger RNA from Acyrthosiphon pisum (pea aphid), 897 nucleotides. RefSeq names its product craniofacial development protein 2-like. The coding region runs from base 1 to 897 and encodes 298 amino acids. Gene Ontology annotation, molecular function: double-stranded DNA 3'-5' DNA exonuclease activity. The record is from RefSeq and is a predicted model, not a curated record. The transcript has 2 exons. Gene Ontology annotation, biological process: DNA repair. Lineage: Eukaryota; Metazoa; Arthropoda; Insecta; Hemiptera; Aphididae.